Molecule: messenger RNA, 2699 nt
Organism: Micropterus dolomieu (smallmouth bass)
Lineage: Eukaryota; Metazoa; Chordata; Actinopteri; Centrarchiformes; Centrarchidae
Product: RNA-binding protein 4.1-like
Exons: 4
Coding region: 159-1319 (386 amino acids)
Cellular component (GO): cytosol
Molecular function (GO): mRNA binding; zinc ion binding
Source: RefSeq, a predicted model, not a curated record
CGCGCCUAUGAGCUGGUUUGCCAUUAAAACUCAAAGACGAAGAAGAAAUAAUGAAGCAGGAAAAGGAAAUAGAAGAAACGGUAGCAGCAUCGCCAUUUCGCUUUUCAUUCAUUGGUGUCGAGGCCUACAUCGUUUUAUAGGAUACACAGAACUCCAUCAUGGUGAAAAUUUUUAUUGGCAACCUUGCCUGCAAUACCACACCUGAGGAGCUGCGUGAACUCUUCGAGAAGUAUGGCAAGGUCUCAGAAUGUGACAUUGUCAAAAACUAUGGUUUUGUACACAUGAACAGCAUGUCUGAAGCGGAGGAGGCCAUUCAGAACCUCCACCAGUACGAAUUGAAUGGUUGGCGCAUCAAUGUGGAGAUAAGCAAAGGGAGGCCCAAGUCCACCACCAAGCUACACGUCAGCAACCUUGGGGAGGGGGUCACCAGUGAUGUUCUGCGGGCCAAGUUUGAAGACUUUGGCCCGGUAGUUGAGUGUGACAUAGUGAAGGACUACGCCUUUGUUCACAUGGAGCGAAUGGAGGAUGCCAUGGAUGCAAUCGAUAAGCUGGACAACACAGCCUUCAAAGGCAAGCUGAUGAGCGUACAGCUGUCCACCAGUCGGCUUCGCACUGCCCCAGGAAUGGGAGAUCAUACCGGCUGCUAUGUCUGUGGGAAACAUGGUCACUGGUCGAAAGACUGUCCUGUCAGUCGGAACGGUAGCCACGGUGACGGCACAAGAGGUCGCAGCGGCCGGGACCUUCCACGCGGGCCCCCAGGUUAUGGCAGGGGCGGCUACGGGAUGGCCUCACCUCCACCAGCUGAUUACAUGGGAGGCUCUGCGUAUAGUCGGGCUAGUUACGUAGGUGGGUUGCCGCCUCCCCCACGUAGGCUUAGCAGCUACAGCUCUGAGCUGGGGGAUAGGUACGGCAGCAGAGCAGCAGGCUCCUAUGCUGAGAGGCCAUCAGCUUAUGAUCAGGAACGUCUCUAUAGUAGUGUUGACUAUUAUGAGAAGUACAGAGCUCGCCCUUAUGGCUCAAGUUAUUUCGAGGAUCGUCGCAUGUCCUAUAUCCCCCCUCCCCCACCUCCCCCUUCCUCCCUCUCAAAGGUCUCGUCCAGUGUAGAUCCAUAUGACCGUCGUCCACUGCCUCCAUCUUCAUCAGCCGCAGCAGCUGCUGCAUACUAUGCACGAGACCGCAGCCCGAUCAGACGAGUACCAGUCUCCUCAGCAGGCUACGCCUAUGAGCGAACACGGCUGUCACCGGUAUCAGCUUCCAGGAGCUCCUAUGCUGUGUCACGACCCAAGGAUCAUUAUGCGCCACGCUAUGCGCCUUACUAAAGCCAUGGUGCCAAGGUCUGUUUGUGAACUGCAGGAGUUAACCUUUGCUUCAAACUACACGAUUCCAUCUGUCGGUGUGACGUACGGCAAAGCAUAUGAGAUGCUGAAAUUAAGACUGGAAAUUGUGUUGGCAUCUUCCAGGCAUCUGAGAUGCCAGUAGCCUGCAGAUGAAUUGUCCUUUCAGUUCCAUUCACAUAACCUGUUUUCAAUAAGGAUGAUUUGCAAACUACACAGUUUGACACUUAUGAUGUAUAAAACAAUAAUUUGCUUACUUGCUCUGCAGGUUUUCUGUUCAGUUUUUAGCCUCGUCUUUUUUACCUGUUUUUCUUCCUCACAUGAAGCAAAUUGUUAUAUUCAGAAAAUGUUUGGCUUCUGUUUAUGUAAUUUAGAGGAAGUGUUCUUGUUUUAUCAAUAUAUGAACAUUUAUCUUCCUUUUUGAAUGGGAUGAGCGUUAACCCAUGAUGUAUGAGUUGCUAGUAAUGCAGAAGAAUUGUAUUUUACUCUUAGACACACGUCUGACAUGAUCAGAGAUACUUAUAGGGAUGUGGACAUGUUUUUUUUUUUUUUUAUCAAAAAUUAUCAUUGGUGCCCAACAAUAUGCUGCAGAGGUCCAUGACUCAUCAGGAAUAUUUAAUGACAUUUAAAGCAAGUAGUUUACACUGAGAAAGGUUCUUUCUUUCAUACUUGAAAGGUAGAGAAACACAGGGUUGGGUGGGAAAGAAAACCUGCAGGCUCUUUGACCUCUGUGGCGCGUGAAUAAACUCACACUGAAGAAGACAAUAGAGAAAUUAAUCUAUAUCCAUGAAACUGACCUAGCUGACUGACAGUCAGCAUACAGAUUCACACUUUGAGGUAGAAUCUAAGGAAAGACAAUCUCAAACAUUCCAAUCUCAAUCUUUCUAAUUUGAAUGUGUCUACAAAAGUUAAAAUUGGCAAAUUUUACAACACUUAAUGAGAUGUCUACAGAUCUUAAGUCCAAAGUCUUGAAAUAAAAGUGUCGUUGAGUGACACUUAACAAGAAUGUUGGCUGACAUGCACUAUGCAACUAAGUAACAUUGUGACGUGUAUUCUUCCCUCUGACAAUGUUGCACGCUUUCCCCCGCAGCUGACAACAGAACCCAUCAUGUCUUGAAUUUUAGUCAGGGAUGGACGUUCAUUAUAUCCAUAUAACGGCAUAAGCAGAAAAUGUGAGGCAGGACUCAGGGCUUGGGCUGUGUAAGUCGUGAGGUACUUGUGUUUUGUUGAAGGUGCCUUUGUUUUGCAUAUUGGUGGAUUUGAAGUUUGUAUUUUUCAUACUAGCUGUAAAAGUACCAGCAUACAUAAAAAAUCUAAAAUGAAUAUGAUUUUUUAAUAAAGCCAAACUUAUUUUGGUGACAUUCA